GUUGGUUUCUGCUCUUUGUUUCCUCUUUGUGGAGCAAGUAGAACUUUGUUGUGCCUGUAAUCAGAGCAGGGCCAGGGGAUCGUCAGUAACUUCACUCCCAACAGGAUCCGCCUUCACUUCUGCCAAACCUGUUCCACCUCUGUUCCCCUGGUUCGACAACAAAGCAAAAACAUGAACAUGUUCAGAAGAGACAAAGGCCUUCAAGCCACAACUCCAGUGGUGCCACCAAGACCCUCCAAAGAGUACUUGCAGGAACUUGAUAAUCCCAUCACACACAGUCUGCAGAGGAAGGAGGCUGGGAUGGGCUCACAGGACAACAACGAUGCAGUGACAAAUGAAGUUAACACAAAGACAAAGAGGACUGGUGUGAUGGGAGUUAUCCAACAUGUCAAUCCCUUCAAGUCAACAUCACAGGGAGCGCACACAGUUGGCAGCACUUCUUCUUCUUCAGAGUCACUGGAACAGAGAACAGAGAGCACCCAGAACCCUGGUGGUAUUAAAGGGGUCAUGCAAAAGGUCAACCCGUUUAAGUCCAGCUCACAGGUAUCUACAGCGCCAUCUUCAGAGUCAGUGGAGCAGACCCGAGCUUCAGACUCUAGUCAGAAUCCUGGGAAGUUGAAAGGAGUCAUGCAGAAGGUCAACCCCUUCAGUUCAACCACUCAGACGCCAAAGAGCGACCCACAAGAUGAUGGUACAGAACCAGAUGGUGGGAAUCUGACGCCCUCCAAACAGAAUCCUGGGAUAAUGAUUGGAAUGAUGCAGAAAGUGAAUCCAUUCAAAUCCUCGCAGCCAAAGGCUCCAGUGGACACACCGUCUGUACACAGUCACCUUUCCUGCAGCAGUGGGAGUUUAGACAACAACAACCAGCCGGUGAAACAGAACCCUGGUGUGUUCAAGGGCAUGAUCCAGAAAGUCAACCCCUUCAAGUCUCACACACAGGUGAACAUAGAAGAAUGCCAGACUGACUCUUCAUAUAGGACCCAGUUGGUUGAUAGCGACAACUCCUCCAGCUCUGAGAGCUUGGACGACAGCACCAUUGAGCAUCACUCUACCUGGUAUGUUGACUCUAACAUGACCUCUGGCCUGAAGACUGCACCAGUGGAGGCGCCAAAGAAACGAACCAUGACCUUUAGAAUAAAGAGGAUUUUGCCCAGUGCUCUGUUUGGAUCUGGAACAAAAGACUCUGCAGCAUCAUCACUACCUCAGGAAGCGGUUGAAGUUCGAACCCUAGAACUCGCUGAAGUACCAGUGCCUGGUGAAGAAACAGUCAAGGAUCCCCUGGAUGAUGAAGAAGGUCUUUUGUCCUGGUGGAGAACUGUUGAAGGAUGGGCAGAGUGGAACGCAGCCAACAAGGAUGAUGAGCCUGAAGAAGUGGUGGAAGAAGCCGCUGACCGUGUCUUCAUGGCCGCUCGUCUCUUUGUCCGUUUCUUCAACCAACGCGGUGCCUCCCUUCAGCAGCGUAUCCUAGAGCUCCUGUCCUUGGCUGACAUGGCAGACAGUUUUCACAAGAAAACCGUGACUGCCAGUGUCGGGGGUGGAGUGGCCAGCGUGGCCGGCUCUAUCACCACCAUCACCGGCCUCAUCCUGGCUCCCUUUACGGCAGGGACUUCCCUCAUAGUCAUGGCUGUGGGAAUUGGUGUAGCCACAGCGGGCGGGCUGACAUCAGCCUCUGCUAACAUCACAGACACAGUUCACUCAAAAACCGACCGCCGUAAGGUGGAGAAGAUGAUAAAGGACUACGAGGAGGAGAUGAAGGACAUCAAGGAGUGCCUGGAGUUUUUGCAGGAAGGUAUGGAGACACUAGAGGAAUGGGAUUUUGAAAAGUAUGCUGAAAGCAUCUCAAAGAAGCACCUGAACCAGAACGUCAAACACGUCAUGAAGGAAGGCGGCAGGGCUGGGAAGUCUUUAGUGAUCAACACCGAGAGCUUGAUCAGCACUGUGCAAGUUCUCAGUGUUGCUGGUGGCGCAGCCAAAGCAGCACAGGUGAUGAGUGUCACCACGGGGGUAAUGUCGGGACUCUUCUUGGCUCUGGAUGUCUUCUUCCUGGCCAAGGACUCCAUGGAGCUGAGGAAGGGGGCCAAGACCGACUUUGCAGCCAAAAUCAGGGAAGUUUGCAAGGACCUUCAGGACGGGCUGCUCCAGCUGAACAGCAUCAAGGAACAGCUACAGAAAACCAUGGAUGGGAUUGAGGUGGAAGUAGAAGAGGAGGAUGAAGAGCAGCUGAAGUCUGAUCUCAAGAAACUGGUAGAGCUUGAAGAAUAAAGUUGCAGGGGGCUGACUAAGUGGGACUGUAGGAGAAAUUGAGAUGACUUCAACACUAAAUGUUGUUGAUUAGUAUUUCACAUUUCCACUACCUGCACCAAAUCUGAAUGAUUUUACCCCCCACUACAGAGAUGUUGCUGAUCUGCUGCUGCGUCUGUCGCCAAGUUGAAAUGAGGUUAUUAAUAACUCUGAAGUUUUAACAUCCUCAUUGGCCUUAACGUGACAGACUCAAAACACCAACACUUUUAAUGAUACUCUAGAACUGAAGAGUGAGACAUUUACAAACUGAAGUCCUAACCCCAGAGAGGUCUAACUGUGAUUGAAAGCAGCAAAUUCAGUAAUUCAAUUAAAAGACUAUGAAUACAAUAAACAUCUCCUACUUAAUCAGAACACGU
Cynoglossus semilaevis (tongue sole) is the source of this 2657-nucleotide messenger RNA. RefSeq lists its product as uncharacterized. Gene Ontology annotation, biological process: lipoprotein metabolic process; lipid transport. NCBI's taxonomy places the organism in Eukaryota, Metazoa, Chordata, Actinopteri, Pleuronectiformes, Cynoglossidae. The transcript is spliced from 24 exons. The record is from RefSeq and is a predicted model, not a curated record. Gene Ontology annotation, cellular component: extracellular region; membrane. The coding region runs from base 172 to 2262 and encodes 696 amino acids. Gene Ontology annotation, molecular function: lipid binding.